This is a messenger RNA of Darwinula stevensoni, 2562 nucleotides long. The record is from the annotation of a GenBank genome assembly. NCBI's taxonomy places the organism in Eukaryota, Metazoa, Arthropoda, Ostracoda, Podocopida, Darwinulidae.
AUGGAAAUAGCUGCUGAAAUGAGAACAGAGCAAGAGAAAGACUUCAAGAAGGUCUUUGAAGAGCUGGAUCCAGACAUUCCAUUGGUUUGUGUCUGUGGUAAUCAUGAUGUUGGAAACACUCCUACUCAUGCAACUAUUGACAGGUUCAGGAAAACCUUUGGGGAUGACUUUUUCUCUUUCUGGGUUCAAGGUGUGUUUUUCAUUGUCCUGAACUCUCAGUAUUAUGAUGACAGUAGUGAAGUUCCAGACUUGGCAGAAGAACACAAGAAAUGGUUGGAAGAGCAGCUACAGUCCAUCAAGUUCUUCUGCCCUGAGCAUGUUGUUAUCUUUCAACACAUCCCUUGGUUCCUCAAAGAUCCUGAUGAGCCCAAUGUGUACUAUGAUGAAGCAAACAACUACAAGUUCAACAUUGAUGGAAAGAUACGCAAGGAAAUGCUCCAAAUAUUGAGAGAAGCUGGUGUGAAGGCAGUGUUCUGUGGUCAUUAUCAUCGUAAUGCUGGUGGUUGGUAUCGUGACAUGGAAAUGGUGGUCACCUCUGCAAUUGGUUACCAGGCAGGUGAAGACACUCAUGGAAUUCGAGUGGUUUCUGUUCAAGAAAAAGAGAUCCAGCAUAAAUACUAUGCCCUGGAUGAAUUCGUGAUUGAGAAAAGCAAGAUGAAGUCUCCAGCGAUCGGCAUUGAUUUGGGUACCACCUACUCCUGUGUUGGCGUGUUCCAGCAUGGGAAGGUGGAGAUAAUCGCCAACGACCAAGGCAACAGGACGACCCCGUCUUACGUUGCCUUCACAGAUACGGAGAGACUAAUCGGUGAUGCUGCCAAGAAUCAGGCUGCAAUGAACCCAACGAAUACGGUGUUCGAUGCGAAACGUCUCAUCGGUCGAAAAUGGGAUGACGCCCCGGUUCAGCACGACAUGAAGCUCUGGCCGUUCACGGUGGUGAAGGGGAGUGGGGGGAAACCCCAGAUUCAAGUAGAAUUCAAGGGGGAGACGAAGAAAUUCUACCCGGAGGAGAUUUCUUCGAUGGUGUUGACCAAGAUGAAAGAAACUGCCGAAGCCUAUCUGGGUCAAAGCGUGAAACAGGCCGUAGUCACUGUUCCUGCUUACUUCAACGACUCCCAACGCCAGGCGACGAAAGACGCAGGCGUGAUCGCCGGACUGGAAGUGCUUCGAAUCAUCAACGAGCCCACGGCGGCUGCCCUGGCUUAUGGACUGGAUAAGAACCUGAAAGGAGAGAGGAACGUGCUGAUCUUCGACCUCGGAGGCGGGACCUUCGACGUGUCCAUCCUCGCCAUCGAUGAAGGGUCCCUUUUCGAGGUGAAGUCCACGGCCGGAGACACCCACCUCGGGGGAGAAGAUUUCGAUAACCGCAUGGUGCAACAUUUCGUGGAGGAAUUCAAGAGGAAAUUCAAGAAAGACCUCAGCGGCAAUCCGAGGGCAGUGAGACGGUUGAGAACGGCGUGCGAACGAGCCAAGAGGACCCUGUCGAGCAGCACGGAGGCGAACAUCGAGAUCGACGCAUUGUACGAAGGAUUGGACUUCUAUACGAAGAUGACGCGUGCUCGAUUUGAGGAACUUUGCAUGGAUCUGUUCCGAGGGACCCUCCAACCGGUGGAACAGGCUCUCCGAGAUGCGAAGAUGGACAAGGGAUCGAUCCACGACGUGGUCUUGGUCGGGGGAUCGACCCGAAUCCCGAAGAUCCAGAAACUGCUUCAGGAUUUCUUCAACGGGAAGAGUCUGAACAACAGCAUCAACCCGGACGAGGCCGUGGCUUAUGGUGCAGCCGUUCAAGCGGCCAUCCUCACCGGGGAUACCAGCUCCAACAUUCAAGACGUCCUUCUGGUGGACGUGGCUCCAUUGUCCCUGGGGAUCGAGACUGCAGGAGGGGUGAUGACGAAACUGAUCGAACGGAACACCCGAAUCCCGACCAAGACCUCCCAGACCUUCACCACGUAUUCCGACAACCAGCCUGGGGUCUCAAUCCAGGUGUACGAGGGAGAACGGGCCAUGACGAAGGACAAUAACCUUCUCGGUCGAUUCGAUCUCGACGGUAUCCCACCUGCUCCUCGAGGAGUACCCAAGAUCGAGGUCGCAUUCGACAUCGAUGCCAACGGAAUCUUGAACGUGUCUGCAAAAGACACUAGCACGGGGAAGAGCAGGAACAUCACCAUCAAGAACGACAAAGGUCGACUGAGCAAGGAAGAGAUCGAUCGGAUGGUGAACGAGGCCGAGAAAUACAAAGAUGAAGAUGACAAGCAGCGAGAGCGAAUCAGUUCUCGGAACCAGUUGGAGGGUUACGUGUUUAGCGUGAAACAGGCGGCCGAGGAAGCCGGGGACAAGUUGUCGGAGAGCGACAAGAAACAGUUGUUAAGCAAGUGCGAUGACGUGCUGCGCUGGCUGGAAAGCAAUAGUUUGGCGGACAAGGAGGAAUACGAACAUAAAUUGAAGGAUUUGCAGAAAGAUUGCACACCAUUCAUGAUGAAGAUCCACCAGGCUCCAGGCAGUGGAUCCACUGGUGAAAAUCGAUCGAAAUCCGCCGGUGGCCCUACCAUCGAGGAAGUGGACUAG